Messenger RNA from Nyctereutes procyonoides (raccoon dog), 8881 nucleotides. RefSeq names its product SNF2 histone linker PHD RING helicase (gene SHPRH). Gene Ontology annotation, molecular function: DNA binding; ATP binding; ubiquitin protein ligase activity. NCBI's taxonomy places the organism in Eukaryota, Metazoa, Chordata, Mammalia, Carnivora, Canidae. The transcript is spliced from 30 exons. The coding region runs from base 232 to 5289 and encodes 1685 amino acids. Gene Ontology annotation, cellular component: nucleus; nucleosome. Gene Ontology annotation, biological process: protein polyubiquitination; nucleosome assembly; DNA damage response. The record is from RefSeq and is a predicted model, not a curated record.
UCUAGCGCGCACCCGGCAGCUGGGAGCUGUGGUUUCUGGGCCCCCCGGGAACCCCGACACAAACCAGCAUAAAGCGCGCGUGCCCGUCUUAAGCUGGUGUUCGGUGGGUGGCGAAUGCGUGCCCGUGACCUGCGGGGGCUUUAGAAGAGCCCCGGACCUUGGUGCAGAGCGGUUCAAGAGGCUUAGAGAACCAGCCUAGAGUUCACAUUUGCUAACCAAGAAAACUUGAAAAUGAGUAGCCGGAGGAAACGUGCUCCUCCAGUGAGAGUUGAUGAGGAAAAACAACAGCAGCUUCAUUGGAAUAUGCAUGAAGACAGAAGAAAUGAACCUCUCACCCUAACUGAUGAUGAGAACCCCUGCUCUGGUUCAGAUUUCUCUUCUGCUCACUGCAUCAUCCUAGGUGAUAGUCUAAAGGAAGAAGUGGCUCACAAAGAUAAAAAGAGGUGUUCGGAGGCAGUGAGCAUCUCAAAAUCAAACGAUAAAGAAGAGACUUGUGGCACUUUUUCUCCUUUGUCUAUAAAGCUGAAUAUCGUGAUUUCUCCCUAUCACUUCGAUAAUUCUUGGAAGGCAUUUCUGGGAGAAUUAACUCUUCAGCUUCUUCCUGAACAGAGUUUAAUUGAACAUUUUUCUGAAAAGAGUUUUACUCUGAUGAGUUCAGAGUCAAGCGAUCAUUUCCUGAUCUAUGUUAAUUCAGAAUGUGAAGAUGUAGAGAAGCAAGAAAAAGGACUCAAUGAGCCAAUUGGUACUUGUGACAAGGGUAUUCGAGUGGAAUCAUCUUUCAGUGGUGAAAUAUUAGAAGAUUUGGGGUGGCUACAAAAGAAGAAAAGAAUAAAACUUUACCAAAAAUCAGAAGGAAAUCACAUGAUCAAGGUUGGAAUUUAUCUUUUGGAAGGUGGUCUAGCGAAACUAGACUUUUUGAGUGAUGCAAAUUCAAGAAUGAAGAAAUUCAAUCAACUUAUGAAAAGAGUGAUGGAAAAGUUAUACAAUUUUGUUAUUCCAGACGUGUUGGAAGAGGAUGAGGAAGAGUCAGAGAGUGAGCCAGAGGGACAGGAGAUUGAUGAACUCUAUCAGUUUGUGAAGCAAACACAUCAGCAAGAAACACAGUCCAUCCAAGUGGAUGUCCAGCAUCCUGCCUUGAUUCCUGUGUUGAGACCAUACCAGAGAGAGGCUGUCAAUUGGAUGCUACAACAAGAGCAUUUCAGAAGUGCUCCUACUAAUGAAAAUGCCUUGCACUUCUUAUGGCGUGAGAUUGUUACACCUGAGGAUUUGAAACUCUACUACAAUCCAUAUACAGGCUGCAUCAUCCGUGAUUACCCAAAUGCUGGGCCACAGUUGCUUGGUGGAAUCUUAGCAGAUGAGAUGGGUCUCGGAAAGACAGUGGAGGUUUUGGCUCUGAUUCUGACACAUACUCGACAAGAUGUCAAACAAGAUGCUCUCACUCUUCCUGAGGGAAAAGUGGUGAAUUAUUUCAUUCCAUCACAUUAUUCUGGAGGAAAAGUAAAAAACACAGAAACCCAGAAUAUGGAAUUUGAACCAAAAGAAAAAGUUCAGUGCCCCCCUACACGUGUGAUGAUCCUGACAGCUGUGAAAGAAAUGAAUGGAAAAAAAGGAGUUUCCAUCCUUUCCAUCUAUAAAUAUGUCAGUUCUAUAUAUAGAUAUGAUGUUCAGCGGAACAGGAGUCUUCUGAAACGGAUGCUGAAAUGUUUAAUUUUUGAAGGUCUUGUGAAACAGAUCAAAGGCCAUGGUUUUUCUGGAACUUUUACAUUGGGGAAGAAUUACAAGGAAGAGGAUAUAUAUGAUAAAACAAAAAAGCAGGCAGUAGGGAGUCCAAGGAAAAUUCAGAAAGAAUCCAGAAAAUCAGGGAGCAAAGACACAGAUUCUGAAUACUUGCCGUCAAACACAUCUGAUGAUGAUGAUGAUCCUUACUAUUAUUAUUAUAAGGCUCGGAGAAAUCGUAGUAAAUUCAGGAAAAAGCCUGUUACAUCCACAAAAAAGGGAAAAGGUCAGCCUAACAUCAGUCUCAGUUCACAAGAUCACUAUCCAGCUACCAAUGAAUCUGGAAUUACUGAUGUUGCCACAUCUAAAAGUGCAUGUAUCUUUGAAGGCAAGCAAGAACAUGCAGCUGAGGACCAAGCUGAAUCUCUAAACCCUGCUGAUGGUGAUGUGCCGCAAUCUACUAUCUUGAGUCCCUGUAAUUCCUCUGAUUAUCGCUUUGAAUGCAUAUGUGGUGAACUUGACCAGGCAGACCGUAAACCUCGUGUUCAGUGCCUGAAAUGCCACCUGUGGCAACAUGCAAAAUGUGUGAAUUAUGAAGAGAAGAAUCUGAAGAUUAAACCUUUUUACUGUCCCCACUGUCUUGUUGCAAUGGAGCCAGUAUCAACAAGAGCAACUCUGAUCAUCUCACCCAGUUCCAUCUGUCAUCAGUGGGUGGAUGAAAUCAACAGGCAUGUGAGGUCAUCAUCUCUUCGAGUCUUGGUAUACCAAGGAGUGAAGAAAGAUGGUUUUUUACAACCUCAUUUUUUGGCUGAACAGGAUAUAGUUAUCAUUACCUAUGAUGUCCUUCGUUCAGAACUAAACUAUGUAGAUAUCCCACACAGCAAUAGUGAGGAUGGACGUCGCUUACGGAACCAGAAGCGCUAUAUGGCCAUUCCCAGCCCCCUAGUAGCUGUGGAGUGGUGGAGGAUCUGCCUUGAUGAAGCCCAGAUGGUUGAAUGUCCUGCUGUGAAAGCUGCAGAAAUGGCUCAGCGCUUGAGUGGGAUUAAUCGCUGGUGCAUCAGUGGCACUCCAGUGCAAAGAGGAUUGGAGGAUCUUUUUGGGUUGGUGGUCUUUCUUGGUAUUGAACCUUACUGUGUCAAACACUGGUGGGUUCGACUUCUUUAUCGCCCUUACUGCAAGAAGAAUCCUCAGCAUCUCUACAGCUUUAUUGCCAAGAUACUAUGGAGGUCUGCAAAGAAGGAUGUGAUUGACCAAAUCCAGAUACCCCCUCAGACAGAAGAAAUCCACUGGCUUCACUUUUCUCCAGUGGAAAGACAUUUCUAUCACCGUCAGCAUGAAGUGUGCUGCCAAGAUGCUGUAGUAAAACUCAGGAAGAUUUCAGACUGGGCGCUGAAGCUCAGCAGCCUGGACAGAAGGACUGUCACCUCUAUCCUGUAUCCAUUGCUGAGACUCAGGCAGGCCUGCUGUCACCCACAGGCUGUUCGUGGGGAGUUCUUGCCACUCCAGAAAAGCACCAUGACAAUGGAAGAGCUGCUGACAUCUCUGCAGAAGAAAUGUGGAACUGAAUGUGAAGAAGCACAUCGGCAACUAGUUUGUGCUCUCAAUGGCUUAGCCGGCAUCCACAUCAUUAAAGGUGAGUAUGCCUUGGCAGCAGAACUGUACAGAGAAGUGUUGCGUUCAUCUGAGGAACACAAAGGAAAACUCAAAACAGAUUCACUCCAAAGACUACAUGCUACCCAUAACUUGAUGGAAUUGUUGGUAGCCAAGCACCCAGGAAUACCUCCUACCUUACGAGAUGGCAGACUUGAGGAAGAGGCUAAACAACUGCGAGAGCAUUAUAUGAGCAAGUGUAAUACAGAAGUCGCUGAAGCUCAGCAAGCUUUACAGCCCGUGCAGCAGACCAUAAAGGAGCUCCAGAGAAAGAUUUAUUCUAAUUCUCCUUGGUGGCUGAAUGUGAUCCACAGAGCAAUAGAAUUUGCUAUUGAUGAGGAACUUGCUCAGCGAGUGCGAAAUGAAAUAACAAGCAACUACAAGCAACAAAUUGGCAAGCUUUCUAUGUCAGAGAAGUUCCACGACUGCAGAGGUCUUCAGUUCUUACUUACAACACAAAUGGAAGAGCUAAAUAAAUUCCAGAAGCUAGUAAGAGAGGCUGUAAAAAACCUGGAGGGACCUCCAUCUCGUAAUGUUAUUGAAUCGGCGACAAUCUGCCACCUCCGACCAACCAGACUUCCUCUCAACUGCUGUGUCUUUUGUAAGGCUGAUGAAUUGUUCACAGAAUAUGAAUCAAAGCUGUUUUCCCACACAGUCAAAGGCCAGACUGCAAUAUUUGAGGAGAUGAUAGAGGAUGAAGAAGGAUUGGUGGAUGAUCGAAUACCCACCACAAGCCGGGGUCUGUGGGCAAUAAGUGAAACAGAGCGGUCUCUGAAAGCAUUGCUCUCAUUUGCAAAAUCACAUAGAUUUGAUGUUGAAUUCAUUGAUGAAGGAAGUACUUCAAUGGACCUUUUUGAAGCAUGGAAAAAGGAAUAUAAGUUACUUCAUGAAUAUUGGAUGGCUCUGAGGAAUCGCGUGUCUGCUAUUGAUGAACUUGCAAUGGCUACAGAACGACUAAGAGUGCGUCAUCCUAGGGAGCCAAAGCCCAACCCACCCGUUCUUCAUAUCAUUGAACCACAUGAGGUAGAACAAAAUCGUAUAAAACUACUAAAUGAUAAAGCCGUUGCUACUUCACAGCUUCAGAAAAAACUUGGGCAGCUUCUUUACCUAACUAACUUGGAGAAGUCUCAAGAUAAAACAUCAGGAGGCAUUAAUCCAGAACCUUGUCCAAUCUGUGCUCGGCAGCUGGGAAAACAGUGGGCAGUACUGACCUGUGGACACUGUUUCUGUAAUGAAUGCAUUUCAAUUAUAAUUGAACAGUACAGCGUGGGGUCUCACAGAAGUUCCAUUAAGUGUGCCAUCUGCCGCCAGACCACAUCUCACAAAGAAAUCUCAUAUGUCUUCACCUCAGAGAAAGCCAGCCAGGAAGAAGACAUCCCUGUGAAGGGCAGCCAUUCUACAAAAGUGGAAGCUGUGGUCAGAACUCUGAUGAGAAUCCAACUUAGAGACCCAGGGGCUAAAGCACUCGUCUUCUCAACGUGGCAAGAUGUAUUAGAUAUUAUUUCAAAAGCCCUCACUGACAACAACAUGGAAUUUGCUCAAAUCAGUCGUGUUAAGACAUUUCAGGAGAACCUUUCAGCAUUUAAACAUGAUCCCCAAAUCAAUAUCUUGCUGCUGCCCCUGCACACAGGUUCUAAUGGAUUAACUAUCAUUGAAGCAACUCAUGUUCUCUUGGUGGAGCCCAUCUUGAACCCUGCCCAUGAGCUUCAGGCCAUUGGGAGGGUGCACCGGAUUGGACAAACAAAACCUACUAUUGUACACAGAUUCUUAAUUAAAGCAACAAUAGAAGAAAGAAUGCAGGCAAUGCUGAAAACUGCUGAGAAGAGUCACACGAGCUCAUCGGUGAAGCAUCCCGAAGCUUCCGUCUUAACCUUGGCUGAUCUGGCAGAUCUGUUUACCAAAGAAACUGAAGAACUUGAAUGAAGUACACUUGAUUCAAUCCAGAGACUUUACUGUAGUUAAGUUUUUCAUUGCUUAUAGAGAAGGUUACAAGUAAAAAAUCCAGUAGAUGUCAGUAAAUACUGUUCUUCAUUGAAUGAAUUUCUUUUUUUAGUUGUAUGGUGUCCUAGUAGUUACUGAGUCCUUUCCAAUUAUCUUGUUUCCAAAAGAUCUAUAAAGAUUUUUGAUCUUACACUCCUAAUACAACAUUUAUUUUUGUCCCAAAGAAUAACUACAUCUGAUGAUGCAAGGGAAUUAAGAGAGGUAAUGUGUACUUUUCUUUUGAUAAGAUCAGUCUUAAAAAGAAUUGGAGUAAGGGAGAGAAUAAACUGGUCUAAUUUUAUAUGACCUAGUAUAUUUGACCCACAUAAAUCUCGUUUUGGAAGGGCCUUCAGUAUCUUUAGUACAUGAUUCACCAAUAUCUUGGUAGUAAUAUUUUAAGUAGAUGGCAAAUUAUAUUAACUUCUAGUUAUUUGAGUAGCUUUAGACUAUACCUCCAUGCAUAGUGGCUUUACAGUAAUAAUAUUCCUAACAAUAAGUUAACAUUAGGCAAGUUUUUCUUUUCUCUGUAUGUUGCUACUAAAAAUUGAAACAUUGAACACUUUUCUUAUUUCUAUGAUGUGUUAAGCAGUGUCAGUGUAUGCAGUGAACUUUAAAUAGCAUUUUAAGUGUAUUCAUGUUUAUCAUAAAAUUAUCUAAACUGCUUUUUCUAUUUUUAAUUUUCCUUGUUUUUACAUAUUUCAAGAUUGAUAUAUCUGUAAAUAUUGCAGUUUUUAUCAUUUUAUCUCUUAAUCAUAACAUGGAAGUAUGGCCAGGUUUUGUGUUUUGGUUUUUUGUUUUUUGUUUUUUUUUUUUUCAUUAUUAUAUUGAUGUCUUGGAUUCUUUUCCUUUCCUGUGUUGUUGGGAAACUAGACUUUUAACCACUAGUAUCUAAAUUUGUGAUAAUUUGUUAUUUUAUUUUACUAGGACUUCUCUCAAGGACUAGUAUUUGAUCUUUGGAACAAGAGAAUGUCGUAUUUACAUAAGCAAAUAAUUGCAGCUGAUAACUGAGUGUUUCUUCUUCUGUGAAGAAUUAAUGGACUUUGAAAUCACUAAAUAAGGAGUAGGUUAUUUUAUCCUAGACAUUUGAUGUAACACAACUAUUCUUGUUUCAUUUUCUUUGAGCCUCCAGAGUUUUAAAUGACCCUCAGGACUCAUUAGCUCCUAUUUAGCUGCCCAGAAAACUGUAAUAGAAAUAUCCCUUAUAUCACAUUUGUCCAAGAAGCUUUGGUGCUUAGUUAAGGUGCAUUUUCUUAUUCUAGGUUUAUAGGGUGACAUAAUUCCACUGAAGAAAACACACACACGUUUUUGGUGCUUAUUCUUCAGUUGAAGGAAGAUAUGCAUUGAUUCUUUUAUAUGAAAUUAAACAAGACUAUUAUUUUUGUAGCUCUUUACAUAUUAUAAAGAGCUUUCCUGUACAUUCACAUUCAGCUUUAAUUUGCCCAACAGUCCUGUGAAGUUGGAAUAACUAAUAUCAUUCCUCUUAUAAAGGUAGAGAACCAAGGUUCAGAAAUACAGAGAACCAUGCUUGUGACACGUAGCAAGGCAACAGUGGAGCCCAGAUGCCCUAACUCCCAAUCUCAUGGUCUUUCUCUAAAUCUUCUGUCAUGCUGAGAUUCAAAAGGUCCAUGGUUAUAAUUUGAUGAUCAGCAUAUUUCAGUAUUUCUGUUUGUUUCCUAGUAUUCCUUUUUGAGCUAAAGUUUUAGGGAAAACAAUUUGAUAUGCUUUGAUUUUGUAAAAAAAAAAAAAGAAAAGAAAAGAAAAGAAAAAAAUAUAUAAAUACACCUAUCUGUAUUAGAGAAAAACUGUUCUUAUUUAUUUCUGUAAGAUAUCAUUAAAUAAAUAUUUUAGUGGAAAUUGAAAUUUGGGGAUUUAUUAAUUUCUGAGCUAUACAACAUUCAGUAUAUUUUCUUGUUUUUUGUUUUGGUCUCUUAACAAAAGAUGUCAAAAUUGUUUUUACUAUAGAAUUCCAUAUUUUAUAGACAUUUAUCAUUUGUUCAAAACAGUCACAGCAUUUCUCCCAGAAAGUUGGUCAAAACAAAUACAGAUCUAAUCCCCACAUCUUCUUGGCUGCAAAUGAAGGACUUUUCUGUUUCCUUCUUCCAUCAUUUUAUAUUUUCUGAACUAUUACUGUGCUCAUAAAUAGUUGUUCUGAAGUGGGUGCUGUUCUAAUGAACCAGUGAGGAAAAAAAAGAUCGUGCCAAUCCUUAAAGAGCUUAAAUGUAUUUGGCUCUGGGGAAGUAUUCUCCAUUACAUGAAUCCGAGUCAGCUUAUUAGGACUGAAAAGAUGAGUUGUAUACAGUGUAAAAUACAUGUGCCUAAUUCCAUAUUCCUUUGCUUCAAACCAGAUAACUUUACUGUUUAUUGCAGCUUCAGCUUUUCUCGUGGUCUUUAUUGUGGCAGAAUGAUCCAUGUGUUUGGCUUUUUAGGGAUUCAUCCUUUUCAUGUCCUCUUAAUAACGAACUAAAAAACUAUCGACAUGGUAAUUCAAGAUGUGACCACAAAUGCUUUAUGAAUAAUUACAAACUCAUAAUUUGAUAAAUAUUCAGGAAUGGAAUUGAGCCAUACAAGAUUAGUCAUCAACUUAAAAUGCCCUUUCAAGUAGACAAAGAAACAAAUUGUCUUUUAAAUCUUCUCCUGCUCUCAUUUACUAGAUUUAGUAAAUUGAAAUUUUAGUGUGCUUGAAUUCUUUAUUAAACUACAGAAUAACCUUUUGAAAUGCAAAAAUCACCUAUGCUAAAAUGAGAUCAGGCUUAGUUAAAUUAAAUAAAAAGUAUCUUGGGGGGGGCACCUGGCUGGCUCAGUGGGUAGAACACGUGACUCUUAAUCUUAGGGUCAUGAGUUCAAGCCCUAUGUUGGACAUGGAGCUUACUUUAAAAAAGGUAUCUUUCAGUUUUUCUAGAAUUUAAACAAAAUCCCCCCAAUAACGUCAUUUCAUGAUCUUUAACUGGCAUGCCAAUAUAAAAAUGAAAUAUCAUUAAAACAGUACAGUGCAAGCAAUGUAUUUUGAGCCUGUCUACUCUGAUAAGGGAAAUCUAAUCUUUAAUAAUAUUUCUUCAAAACGGGACCAAUUAACUAUAUUUUAUAAAAUGUAUGAGAAUCUCCAUGUAUCUCUGUUAUAUUGUGAAACCCACAAGAAUGCUAUCUCCUUAAGGUUAAAUAGGAACCACUCCCAAGCCUUCCUUUAGAGGAGGAGCCUGCAGGGUAAUUGACAACCCAAGGAGCAUUCCAAGUCUCAGGACAGGUAUAAGGUGUUGCAUCUGAAUUCUAGAAAGCGCAAUGUCACAGACAGAAAAUAGCACGAGAACCUGUCUUCCCUUACCUUCAGCCAGCCUUUCCAGGACACACAUACCUUGUCUUUGAAGGUCCCAUACCAUCCCUCAUAUUCUUUUCCAUUAUUUAGUAUCAGUGACUUAAGACUGAUUGUGCUUGUUGAAACUGACCUUCAUUAUAUGGAAACUGAAUCCUUUGUACUGCAACUUAUGUAUGCAACUUCUUACAAACCAGAAAUAAAAUUUAGCCUCCUCUAUCUGUAUGA